Messenger RNA from Macroventuria anomochaeta, 6106 nucleotides. Its product is annotated as Sec63-domain-containing protein. The record is from RefSeq and is a predicted model, not a curated record. The coding region runs from base 73 to 6096 and encodes 2007 amino acids. The transcript has a single exon. Gene Ontology annotation, molecular function: ATP binding; ATP hydrolysis activity; nucleic acid binding. Lineage: Eukaryota; Fungi; Ascomycota; Dothideomycetes; Pleosporales; Didymellaceae.
CACAGAGCCGCGUGAACAACAUCAAAAUUCGCCGGUUGAGAGGCGGUCGCACAGAGAACGGCCUUGAGCGCCAUGUCGUCUUCAAUGGACGCAGCACAGGCGCAAUGGCUGGAGCAGCUCGCCAAUAUGCGCAAGGCCAUUGCCGAACUGAACCUACCCGCUGAUGCCGACAAAGCACCAGCAUAUGGCGAUGACAUGGAGUUCGACGACGACGACUUCUCGGGUACCGCCAGCGGAGAAGACAUCUGGGACAUUGUCAGCGACGAAUACGAAGAUGAAUAUAGCAGCGACCAUCUCGAUCACGCCCCAGAAAACUCCAGUGGAAGCAGCGCCUACGAACAGCAAUGGCUGAGCAAGAAGUGCGAGGGUGUCGCUCAAAGAAGUUCCGGUCUCGAUGCAGGAGCAUUGAAAGACCAGGUCUUGGCCAUCUUGAGCAGCGACAGCAGCAACGAUGAGCUGCAGAUGAUGUUAGCAGACAUUGUGGGCUACGAAGAGCUAGAUCUGGUCGCUGAUCUCAUCUCACAUCGCAAGGAUAUUACCCGGUCGUUGCUUGAGCCAACUCCAGGCGAACGCAAUGGCAUCUCAGGUCGCCUCAUGACUCGAGCAGAGCGCGAAGAAGCGUUGCGCAGGCAGGACUGGGAGCACAAGAAUGUUGCACUGUCAGCCGCAGUUGACCGCACUGGGCCGCAAUACCCACAUGUCUACCAAACCUACUCAGCGGGCAACAAACUCUCUGCUUACGGCAAGAAGUACGCACUUCCUACGAACCACAAGCACCACGAUGACAACCUCUACGAAGAGUACGAAAUUCCCGCGAUGCCAGUGGGAACCAUUGGAGCAGGCCGAAGGCUCGUCGAGAUCAGCGAAUUGGAUGGCCUGUGCCGGCGGACCUUCAAAGGCUACAAAUCCCUUAAUCGCAUGCAAAGCUUGGUGUAUCCCGUAGCAUACAAGACGAGCGAGAACAUGCUCAUCUGCGCGCCUACCGGUGCUGGUAAAACGGACGCAGCGAUGCUCACUAUCCUCAAUACCAUCGGGAAGAACAUCGUUCCCAAUCCGAUCGAGGAGCCUGAAGCCACCGACUUCACAGUUAUGAUGGAGGACUUCAAGAUCAUCUACGUAGCACCUAUGAAGGCGCUCGCUGCUGAAGUCACAGAGAAGCUUGGAAAGCGUCUCGCCUGGCUGGGCAUUAAGGCACGCGAGUUGACUGGAGAUAUGCACCUUACCAAAGCUGAGAUCCUGGACACACAGAUCAUCGUCACAACACCAGAGAAGUGGGAUGUUGUAACAAGAAAGAGCACGGGAGACACCGAGCUCGUCCAGAAGGUAAGGCUACUCAUUAUUGAUGAGGUCCACAUGCUGCACGAUGAGCGUGGUGCUGUGCUAGAGAGCUUGGUGGCAAGAACACAAAGACAGGUUGAGAGCACACAGUCUCUCAUCCGUAUUGUUGGUCUUUCCGCUACAUUGCCCAACUACGUUGAUGUAGCCGACUUCCUUCGCGUGAACAAGAUGGCCGGUCUGUUCUACUUCGAUGCAUCCUUCCGUCCAGUCCCUCUCGAGCAGCACUUCAUUGGCGCAAAGGGUAAGCCUGGUACAAUGAAGUCACGGGAGAACCUAGAACAAGUAGCUUUCGACAAGGUCAAGCAGAUGCUGGAGAGAGGCCACCAGAUUAUGGUCUUCGUGCACUCCCGGAAGGACACUGUCAAGACAGCAAGAAGACUAUUCGAUCAAGCUACGGACGAUCAAUGUACCGACCUCUUCGACCCGACAGAUCAUCCCAAGUACGACGCUGCUGUUCGCGACAUGAAGCAGUCGAAGGGACGAGAACUUCGGGAGCUGCUUGGCAAAGGUAUGGGCACUCACCAUGCCGGCAUGCCCCGUUCGGACCGAAACCUUAUCGAGCGACUCUUUGCCGAGGGUGUUAUCAAGGUCCUUUGCUGUACAGCAACCCUAGCCUGGGGUGUCAACUUGCCAGCCGCUGCUGUCCUGAUCAAGGGUACUCAAGUUUACAACGCACAGGAGGGUAAAUUCACGGAUCUUGGUAUUUUGGACGUCCUGCAGAUCUUCGGUCGUGCUGGUCGUCCUCAGUUCCAAGACACUGGUAUCGGUUUCAUCUGUACCACCCAUGAUCGUCUUGACCACUACAUGCGAGCUAUAACAGAGCAGCAGCCGAUUGAGUCAAGAUUCUCAUCCAAGCUUGUCGACAACCUCAAUGCCGAGAUUUCUCUUGGCACAGUCACCACGGUAUCAGAGGCCGUGCAAUGGCUUGGAUACUCCUACCUAUUUGUGCGGAUGCAGAAGAGUCCUUUGCUAUAUGGUAUCGAGUGGGCUGAGAUCAGGGAUGAUCCGCAGCUGGUGGGCCGGAGACGCAAACUCAUCAUUGAUGCUGCUCGUGUCCUGCAAAAGAGCCAAAUGAUCGUCUUCAACGAGACCACAGAGGACCUCCGUGCUAAGGACGUGGGUCGCAUCGCCAGUCAGUUCUACGUUCAGCAGUCAAGUAUUGAGAUCUUCAACACUAUGAUGCGCCCCCGCAGCACAGACGCUGACGCUCUGGCUAUGGUCAGUAUGAGCGGUGAGUUCGAUCAAGUCCAAUCUCGCGAAACUGAAGAGAAGGAACUCUCGGCGCUCAAAGAGGAAGGCUACGUCAUCACCGAAGUCAAGGGUGGCUACGCGACAGCGCACGGCAAGACAAAUUACCUUCUGCAGGCUCACAUCUCACGAGCACGACUGGAGGACUUCACGCUUGUCUCGGACACCAACUACAUCAAGCAGAACGCUUCGCGCAUCGCCAGAGCAUUGUUCAUGAUAGCGCUUAAUAGGCGUUGGGGCUACCAAUGCUUGGUUCUGCUCAGCCUUUGCCAGUCGAUCGAACACCAGGUGUGGUCCAUCGAGCAUCCGCUCCAUCAAUUUGAUCUACCUCAGCCGGUUUUGCGAGCGCUCGAUCAGAGAUACACCUCGAUCGAGGCUUUGCGCGAUAUGGAGCCACGAGAGAUUGGCGACCUCGUGCACAACACGAAGAUGGGCGGCGUCAUCUCCAAGCUGCUGGACAAUUUCCCAACGCUUGGUAUCGAGUCCGAGAUCGCGCCCCUGAACCGCGACGUUCUUCGCAUCCGCUUGUGGCUUACGCCUGAGUUCAGGUGGAAUGACCGACACCACGGCACAUCGGAGUCAUUCUGGAUCUGGGUCGAGAACUCGGAAACCUCGGAGAUCUACCACUACGAGUUCUUUAUCUUGUCUCGCAAGAAGCUGUACGACGACCAUGAGCUGAACUUCACAAUUCCACUCACAGACCCACUGCCGACGCAGAUCUACGUACGCGCUGUUUCUGAUCGAUGGCUGGGUGCGGAGACCGUACACCCUAUCUCUUUCCAGCAUCUCAUCCGGCCAGACACCGAGAGCGUCUACACUGAUUUGCUCGAUCUGCAGCCUCUGCCCAUCGCAGCUCUGAAGAAUCCGCUUCUUGAAGAGUUGUACGCCCAGCGCUUCCAGUACUUCAACCCUAUGCAAACACAGAUCUUUCACUGCUUAUACUACACUCCGGCGAAUGUGCUUCUCGGAUCACCUACAGGUAGUGGUAAGACUGUUGCAGCUGAGCUUGCCAUGUGGUGGGCUUUCAGGGAAAAGCCAGGCUCCAAGGUCGUCUACAUCGCACCCAUGAAAGCACUCGUUCGAGAGCGAGUGCAGGACUGGGGCAAGCGUCUCGCGGGGCCAAUGGGACUCAAGCUUGUCGAGUUGACUGGUGACAACACGCCAGACACUCGCACGAUUCGCGAUGCAGACAUCAUCAUCACCACUCCUGAGAAGUGGGACGGUAUCAGUCGUAGCUGGCAGACUCGUGGGUACGUCCGCCAAGUCAGUCUGGUCAUCAUCGACGAGAUCCACCUGCUCGGUGGUGACCGUGGUCCCAUUCUCGAGAUCAUUGUGUCUCGUAUGAACUACAUCGCCUCACAGAAGAAGGAUGGCUCUAUUCGACUUCUCGGUAUGUCGACCGCUUGCGCGAACGCGUCAGAUCUUGGCAACUGGCUUGGUGUCAAAGAGGGCCUUUUCAACUUCCGCCACUCAGUCCGCCCUGUUCCGCUGGAGAUCUUCAUCGAUGGCUUCCCCGAACAGCGCGGUUUCUGUCCGCUCAUGCAAUCGAUGAACAGACCUACGUUCCUCGCUAUCAAGCAGCACUCGCCAGAGAAGCCAGUCAUCGUGUUCGUGGCGUCGCGUCGUCAGACACGCCUGACUGCUCGCGACCUAAUCAACUUUUGUGGUAUGGAAGACAAUCCUCGACGUUUCCUUCGCAUGUCCGAAGAUGAUUUGGCUUUGAACCUUGAACGAGUGAAGGAUGAUGCAUUGAGGGAAGCACUGAGCUUUGGCAUCGGCCUUCAUCAUGCCGGUCUUGUCGAGACUGAUCGCUCGCUGUCUGAGGAGCUGUUUGCAAACAACAAGAUACAGAUCCUCGUCGCCACCAGUACCCUGGCUUGGGGUGUAAACCUGCCAGCUCAUCUCGUUGUUGUCAAAGGUACCCAAUUCUUCGACGCCAAGUCGGAAGGCUACAAAGACAUGGAUCUGACCGAUGUGUUGCAAAUGUUGGGUCGUGCCGGGCGUCCUCAGUUCGAUUCUUCAGGUAUCGCACGCAUCUUCACGCAGGACGCGAAGAAGGAGUUCUACAAGCAUUUCCUGCACACUGGUUUCCCGGUCGAGUCUUCCUUGCACAAGGUCCUAGACAACCAUUUGGGCGCCGAAAUCUCAGCUGGCACCAUUGGCACCAAGCAGGAUGCACUCGAUUACCUGACUUGGACGUUCUUCUUCCGCCGCCUGCACAAGAAUCCCUCCUUCUACGGCCUCGAAAUCUCCGCCGAAGAGCACAACACCAUCGCCGCCCAAACCAUGGCAAAUGACUACAUGAUCGACCUGGUCGAGACCUCUCUUAAAGAACUCCAUGAAUCGUCCUGCGCCGCCGUUGAGCCCACGGGAGAAGUCGACUCCACCCCGCUCGGCAAGAUAAUGUCGUACUACUACCUCUCGCAUAAGACGAUCCGCUACCUCGUCGCCCACGCAAAGCGCAACGCAACCUUCCUCGACGCGCUCACCUGGAUCUCGCAUGCUACCGAAUACGACGAGCUCCCCGUGCGACACAACGAGGACCUCAUCAACGCCGAGCUGUCCAAAGCGCUCCCGCUGAGUGCCGAUCACUUCGGCCUGCCGAUGUGGGAUCCACACGUCAAGUCUUUCUUGCUGCUACAAGCGCACUUCUCGCGCAUCGACCUGCCGAUCAGUGAUUACGUGGGCGACCUGAACAGUGUAUUGGACCAGUCGAUCCGUAUUGUGCAAGCUUCCAUCGACGUGCUCACCGAACUCGGGUACGUGAGUUCCUGCACGCAAAUGAUCACACUACUCCAAUGCAUCAAAUCCGCGCGCUGGCCGGACGACGGCCCGCUCGCCAUCCUCCCCAACGUCGAGCCUAAAGACGAGAAGAAGCGUCUCGAGCACGCCCGCGCGUUGCCAAAGACACUGAUCGACGCCACCACAAUCUCCCCAUCAAACCUCGAGAAAGCGCUGCGCUUCGCAGGCGUCGCACCCCCACAGCUCAAGCGCAAUGCCGAGCCUAUCGGUCGCCUGCCGAUUCUGUCCCUCGCGCUGGGUGCGUACAACGCCGUGUCUUUCAGCCUGAACAUCACGCGUCAAAACCACGCGCGUAUGCAGAACGGCGGUGUCAGGAUCUACGCACCGCGGUACCCUAAGCCGCAGACGGAAGGCUUCUUCCUCGUGCUGUCAUACAGCAGUACAGAUGAGAUCAUCGCGUUGAAGCGCGUGAACUGGGCGGAUCCAAGUCGAUCUGGGCCUGCUGGACGCGGGAGGGGAAGGGGGCAAAAGCAGAUCGCUUAUGGCAGUGGAGUUGGUGCUGGCGGAGCGAAACUGCACGCCUCGGCCAAGGUAUCGUUGCCACCGGAGGCGCAGGGUAAGAAGGUCGAUGUUAGUGUAUAUAGUGAUUCGUAUAUUGGGAUGAAGUGGAGUAUUGAGGGGGUCGAGAUACCGAUGGCGCCUGUUGUGGAUGAUGGAGAGAAGAAGAAGGAGGGUGGUGCUGGUGUGUGGGAUAAUGACAACCUGUAGUUGCGCUUAU